AUGCCCCAGCCUUCUAAGUCGCCACCUUCUUGGACUUUGAAGGGAGUGGCCUUGACGAAACGGGAGGCAGAGCUGUUGAAGAUGUGGGGAUGCCCCCGGGAAGUGCUCCAUGCCCUCGACUUUCUGGCCCAGCAAGCUUCACCAUGUCAAUCCAAUCGUGAUGUUUCUGUCUUGGAUCUCUUUUGUGGGAAAAAGGCGAUCUCGAUGACAUGGCGCCAGCACGGAGAAAAUGCGUCUGGCUCCAAAUUCUUUUGCACACCACCUGCUUUGAUGGAGCACUAUGAUGUGGUGGAUGCUGGGGAUGACAACAACAUCCUUCUCACGCAGGGCUACUUGACUCUGUUGCUCAUGGUGCUUAGGUUAGCCCCGGAUGCCUUGGCCAUGGUGGGACUGCCAUGUAUCUCGUAUAUUUUUUUGAAUUCAGCUACCCAUGGAAGAACACGCAGAAGGCCGUAUGGUUUCGAGAACAAGUGGGCCUAUGUGAAGCAAGCCAAUCAGAUCACGGUCAGAACCAUUAUCGUGCUGAUGCUCUGUGCAUGCAGGGCAGUGUAUUGGUUCGUGGAACAACCAGGUUCAAGUAAGCUUCCCCUUUUCCCGGAACUGAAGCUGCUCCGCCGCUUGAUGCGGGCCAGUGGAAUGAAGACUUACUUUACGCGAUUUUGGAUGGCGCAUUGGGGCGCACCUUCACCAAAAUUGUCGAUGGCCAUAUCUUCAGCACCAUACGUCAAAGAGCUGAAGAAGAAACUCACCAAGGCUGAUCGGGCCAAGCUGUCUUCUGAUGGAAUUGCCAUUGUCCGAACACUUCCAAACGGAAAGAAGACAGUGAGUGGAGGACCAAAAUUGCGCUCCACCCAAGUCUAUCCGAAAGGAUUUGCGAGGAAGUUGUAUCAACUUCACAAGAAGUUGAAGGCGAAGAAAGGAUUUGAACACAAGGCCGCCGUGAACAUGGCCUACAAGCACCAUGCUAAGGUGAAGAAGGCUUUCGGAGAUGAGCUCAAGGCAAAGAAGGAGGAAGGGAUGUCUGACCGGGCCAAAGCCGCCCUCGCCGCCGCCAAGCUUCGGACUGCGGCUGUUCUACAGAGCAUGUCACAGCCUCAGAAGGAGGCUGAUGCUGUGAAAGAAAUGAUGAGCAGGGAAGCGGAGCUGGAGGAACGUGAAGCCCAAGAGGGGGGUGAUGUGAAAGAAGCCGCAGAAAGUGAAGACAUGGAAGAUGGAAACUGGAAGAAUCACAACUGGUACGACCAGCAGUCAUACCAUGAUUCCCAGCACAGUGACUACUGGCGCCAUUGGAAUUCUCCAGCUUGGUCAUAUGGGGGGUAUGGCAACUCGUGGAAUGGCUCCCAACACUACGGCUAUUCUGCCUAUGACGGAUAUGGAUCACCAGGUGAUUCCUUCCAAACCCCUCCAGCCAAAAGGUCUUUUGGCCGUGCUGAUUCCUUUGCUUCUUUGGGGUCUUCUGAAUGCUCAGAAAAGAGCCUCCGGAGAGCAAGUACUGUGGAUCAGUUGGAUGCAGAAACAAAAGGCAACAUCGAGACCGCCUUGGGAUUCAUUCCUGACGGCCCACAAAAAGACGCGUUACUCGCAUGGAUGGCCCCCCCAUGCUCAGUCUUCAGCUUCAGUGAGCCCUGUUCCCCAGAGUCAAUUGUGGGAAGGAAUGUUGCACCAGGAAACCAACCUAUGGCAAAAAAGGCAUUAAGCAAAGACUUGGACAGCGUCAGCACCCAGACCGGACAGAAAAACAAAGAAGCACCCAAAGAAGAAGCACUCAAUGCACCAAGCACUACACCUACACCUGAUGAGGCAAGCAAUGAAGCACCUUCAACAGCACCAAAGCAGCCAGAAACAAACACUACACGCGAUGACAAGCAAGCUGAUGACGAGAAGAUUGAAAGAUCGCCGGCAGAUGCAGAGAGCAAAGAUGAAAACAAAAAAAGCAAGACACAGGAAGCCAAAUCAGCGCCAGAGACAGCAGCACAGGAACAGAAGACCGAGAAGCCAACUGCAGAUGCAAAGUUGGAAGCUGCAGCAGAGCCCAAGAACAAUACCGACAAGACAGCACCAGCUGUGGCCAAUGAAACAAAACCAGCAGCAAGCAAUGCAGCCGAGGCGCCACCAGCAGCAGCAGCAGGAUCAGCACCGCCAAAGCAGCCAGAGACAAACACUACACGAGAUGACAAGCAAGCUGACAAGAAGGUUGAAACACCGCCGGCAGAUGCAGAGAACAAAGAUGAAGACGAAAAAGACAAGACAAAGGAAGCCACAUCAGCGCCAGAGGCAACAGCACAGGAACAGAAGACCCAGAAGCCAACUGCAGAUGCAAAGUUGGAAGCUGCAGCAGAGCCCAAGAGCAAUACCGACAAGACAGCACCAGCUGUGGCCAAUGAAACAAAACCAGCAGCAAGCAAUGCAGCCGAUGCGCCACCAGAAGCAGCAGCACCGCUAAAGCAGCCAGAGAGAAGCACUGCACCCGAUGUCAAGCAAGCUGACGACGAGAAGAUUGCAACACCUGCGCAGGCAGCAGAUACACAGGACAGCCAAGAAGACAGUGAAAAGACAAAGGAAGAUGCAAUCUCUCAGAAACUGGCUAAGGCAACAAGCAUCCAGGGGAAGCUUGCAGCCAUGGCAGCAGCAAAGAUAUCACAAGAAAAGGAGGAGCAAGAGAAAGCAGCAGCAUCAGCAGCAGCAAAGCGCAAAGCAAAUGAAGCACAGCUCAAGGACCUUAAGCCAACAAGCAAGGCAGCAGCGAAGGCCAAGGAAGAUUCCCAAGGUGAAAAACGCAAAGCAGAGGACGCACCACACGAUGCUGAGGAGAAACCAAAGGCUGCAAGAGUGGCAGAGGGUCAGGACGAGGCACCAGCUCAUUCAGAUGAUGAGGACGAGGAAACAAAGCGCUUGGAAGAGAAAAAAAAGAAAGCUCGAGCAACAUACAUGAGAUUUUACAGAUCGAUGCGAGGUAAAUACGCCCCUAAGGAGGUGAAGAGCAUGUGCCAGAAGGCAUCAGGUCGAAAAGACCUUAUGUCAGUCUUGUAUGAAGAUUGGCAUGAAGCAGGGGAGGACUGGACCAAGGCAAAAAUUUACUUGCAGGUGACAAGCAAAGAGAAGCAGCAGCGGUAUGGAGUGCGUGAGUGGCUUACUCGUGCACAGAUGGAGCAGAAGUUCGGCAUGGAAGGAGCAGAAGCGAUCAUUCUUCGCAAGCUUGAAGAUGAGAAGCUCCGCAAGACGGAAGUCCGGAUGCAUCCGGAAGCUCCCACUUGCGAAGGCCUUAUGCAGUUUCUGACUCUGAACAUGGAAAAAGAAGUGGAUAGCACGGAAACAUGUGUGAAUCGCCUCUACGAGGCUGCCGAACAAGCUGACAGUGACAGUUCCAGCUCAAACAGUGAUGACGAGGUGGCACCAAAGAAGAAAGCUGCACCUGCCCCGAAAAAGAAGAAAGAGAAGAAGGCUAAGAAGGAAAAGAAAACCAAGCCAGCCAAGGAGGAGUCUGAGGACGAAAAUGCCAAACUGCUGAAGGAGCUUUUGAAAAAAGCCAAGAAGGCGUGGCCAUGCAACGCAUGGCUUUCUAUAAAGGUUUUGGGACUAUGA
Cladocopium goreaui is the source of this 3582-nucleotide messenger RNA. The record is from the annotation of a GenBank genome assembly. Lineage: Eukaryota; Dinophyceae; Suessiales; Symbiodiniaceae.